GGCCUCUGCAAUCUCAAGAGCCUGCUCGCUAUCUCUCUGCGCCCUUCUUGGAUUUCAACUCCAAACAUGGCCAUACAGCUGGGGUGUCUCUUCAAGCUGUCUCCAGGACAGAGACAUUCCAGAGCCCUGGCUGCUGCCUGUUGUGCCAUAGACGGUUGUGUCUCCUGCACAGUAGGAUCGAAGGGACCGACCGGAGACCACGGGAUGUGGGGACUCUUCGCAGGGUGAUCUCGGCCUCCAUGGACAGACGCUGAUCCCAGGCACCACUGCUCUCCAUUUGGUCCCAGUAUAUUCCAGGCUCAGAACCCCCAGUCCUACGCUGUUAGAGGUGAAGAAGGUAAGAUGGCGGCCUCCGGUACGACGAUUGACCACCUCUUUUUUGUCCCCCAAUGUGUGGGGUGGAGGUCCUACAUGGAGGGCAGCAUGUUCCACAUGGCCAGCCUUAUUCUCUUGCUGGCAUUCAUGGGUGGCAGCGGAGUCUUGGGUUGCAUCUACGUCUUUGUGCUGUUUUCGGCUGGUUUCUUCUGCAUGCUGCUCUGGAGCUGGCUGUGGGCCUGCGGGGUGGACAUGGUGGUCUGGAAUGCGCUGUUAACGACAGCCUCCCUUGUCCAGAUCGCUCAUCUCAUCUACCGACUGCGCAGAGAAUCCUAUGGAGUGGACUAUGAUACCCUCUACCAGACUGUGUACAAACCGCUGCAGGUGCCGCUGCCUAUCUUCAAAGAGAUCGCUCACGGCAGCGGCAUGGAGGUCCAUUCACUGAGUGCAGACCAAAGCUACGCCCUGGAGGGCAAGACCCCGAUUGACCGGCUGUCUCUUCUCAUCUCUGGGAGGGUGAAGGUGAGCCUGGACGGCCAGUUCUUACACUACAUCUUCCCGUACCAGUUCCUGGACUCUCCAGAGUGGGAAUCAAUACGGCCCUCAGAGGAAGGAACAUUCCAGGUGACGCUGACAGCAGAGACGGACAGCACCUACAUCAGCUGGCCGCGGAAGAAGCUGCACCUGCUCCUGGCGCGGGAGAAGUACAUCGCCCGCCUCUUCUCCGCGCUCCUCGGCUUCGACAUCUCUCAGAAACUCUAUGCGCUCAACGACAAGCUCUUUGCCAAGUUUGGCCUCCGAUUCGACAUCCGCCUGCCCAGCCUCUACCACGUUCUGGGGCCGUCGUCAGAACCUGUGGGGGACAUAGGACUGGUCACUGACCACCCGCAGGCUGCUGCCACCCUACAUAAGGCACCAGCUGCCCCUCCUCACCAGCCAGUGGGCGUCAGGGGCUCUCGCCCUGAGAGUGGAAAUCUGGGUGAGGACUCCAGUAGCCUCAUUCUAGAGGACUUUGCGGAGCUGCCGGGUUCCUUUAUGGAUUAUGUGAGCGAGGGGGAGUAUAUGAAGUGAGAGGGGGCGAGGCGGCUGGUAUGGGCACACCCUCCUCCAGUGUGCUGCACCAGGGCCACCCCCGCCUCCUGUCUCGAGGACGGGCUCCUCUGGCCCCAACUCAAACGCCAGAACUUUAGGGAACAAUGAACGGCCCGAACCCCUCCCCCGCUCUGAGCACAGACCACCAGUGUGAAUUCGCCGACAAUGGAUGACAGACAGAUGGACAGUGGCUCCGCCCUCACCGCAUGUACGAUGCCCCCCGCAGGGCGGAGACGACGCGCGGUUCAUCCAUGGAUACACGGAGUCUCAUCAUUCACUAUGUAGGAUGCAGCGAGCAAAAGAAUUGGCGCUAAAGAGAGAAUGCGACCUGCGCCGUUAUACUGGAGAGCGCUCGGCAGGCUGCUGGGUGACACAUUGUAACGAACCCUCCUGCGCCUCCUCCUCUGCAUUUCUAUCAGCACUGCAAGUGACAACACAAAGGGCACAACCCAAAUUACGGCGCCCCGGCCGAUCACCCACAAUGGCCCCUUGUCGGCGAGUGGCGCCCCCCAAAUCCGUGGAUUACAAUAGAGACACGUUUACAAUACGAAUAAACUUUAUUAAAAUGACACAAAGCAUUUGGUAAAAA
Bufo bufo (common toad) is the source of this 1996-nucleotide messenger RNA. It is a transcript of the gene POPDC2, whose product is annotated as popeye domain containing 2. The coding region runs from base 343 to 1386 and encodes 347 amino acids. The record is from RefSeq and is a predicted model, not a curated record. Gene Ontology annotation, molecular function: cAMP binding. The transcript has 5 exons. NCBI's taxonomy places the organism in Eukaryota, Metazoa, Chordata, Amphibia, Anura, Bufonidae. Gene Ontology annotation, cellular component: sarcolemma.